Messenger RNA from Plasmodium gaboni, 708 nucleotides. RefSeq names its product putative apicortin. The transcript is spliced from 2 exons. Gene Ontology annotation, biological process: intracellular signal transduction. The record is from RefSeq and is a predicted model, not a curated record. The coding region runs from base 1 to 708 and encodes 235 amino acids. NCBI's taxonomy places the organism in Eukaryota, Apicomplexa, Aconoidasida, Haemosporida, Plasmodiidae.
AUGGACAAUCUUGAUGAAGUUAUAAAAGAAUAUCAGAAGUAUCUAGAGGGAAAAGAAAAGACACACAAGAUAAAUUCUUGUAAGCAGCUAUGUUGUGAGGAAGAUAAUUUAAAACCUGUAAAAAAGUACUUUAUGGUUUGUCAGAAGAAAUAUAUACCCAGCAUUAUUCAAAAGAAAAAAAAAGAAAGUAAUGAACAUGCUCCUUCCUUAUUAAAUGAUAAAAUAUGCACAAACGUUUUUGAAAGGUUAAAUGAUAAAAAAUUUUAUACGGGAGUUCAAAAAAAUAAAUUUAUCGAAUUAUUAAAAAAUAAUAAAAAUAAAUCCUCCUAUAGUUAUAAUAAUAUAAAAGCAUUUUCUACUAUCAAGAUGAAACCAUGUAAUUAUGUUGUAACUCCUGGUACGUUAGGUAUACAAAAAUAUGGUAUACAAACAGGAAGAACAAAAACUAUAUUUCUUUUUAAUAAUGAAAAGAAAUAUGAUAAAGGAGUAUAUUUUUUAGUUAAAUCAUAUAUAAAAAAUAUAAAAUCAUUAUGUUACGAAAUUACAAAGAUUUUACAACCUUCUAUUGGUCCUACUAGAAAAAUUUAUGACCAGAACUUUUCGCUAGUUAAAAAUGUAAACGAUUUGAUAAAUGGGGGGAAAUAUUUAUGUACCUCAGGUGACCCACCUGCACCUAUUCGUAAUUUGAGUAUUCACUUUCUUUCGUAG